AUGGCGACCGGAAUGUGGUGCCCGAUCAAUCAUCCACUUCUGCGUCCUCUUCUUCCUCCUCAUCUCCUCCCCGGGCCCAGUCACCGCCGCCGGCGAGCUGACGGUCGUCUGGGGCUGGAACAGGGCCGAGGGCUCUCCCUCAGGGAGAGGCCUGCGACACGGGCCUCAUACGCCACCGCCAUCCUCUCCUUCCUCCGCGUCGCCGGCUACGGCAAGUACCUGACCGACCUCUCCGGCCACGGCGUCUCCACCGUCGGCGCCGACGUCAAGCACUGCCAGAGCGCCAAGAACGUCACGCCGUGCUCCUCUCCGUCGCUGGCAGCUACAACUCCCCUACCGCCGCCAGGGACGUCGCCGAUCGACCACCUCUGGAGCGCCUUCCUCGGCGGCGGCUCCCGCCGGGGCGGCGUCCGCCGCCGCCCGUUCGGCGACGCCGUGCUCGACGGCGUCGACUUCUACCUCGACGGCGAAGCGGAGCAGGAGCGCUUCAGCGACCUCGUGAGGCACUGA
Setaria italica (foxtail millet) is the source of this 510-nucleotide messenger RNA. RefSeq names its product xylanase inhibitor protein 1-like. Bases 1 to 510 code for a protein of 169 amino acids. The transcript has 2 exons. Gene Ontology annotation, molecular function: chitinase activity. The record is from RefSeq and is a predicted model, not a curated record. NCBI's taxonomy places the organism in Eukaryota, Viridiplantae, Streptophyta, Magnoliopsida, Poales, Poaceae. Gene Ontology annotation, cellular component: extracellular region.